Molecule: messenger RNA, 1141 nt
Organism: Callithrix jacchus (white-tufted-ear marmoset)
Lineage: Eukaryota; Metazoa; Chordata; Mammalia; Primates; Cebidae
Product: MARCKS-related protein
Biological process (GO): actin filament organization; central nervous system development
Cellular component (GO): cytoplasm; plasma membrane
Molecular function (GO): calmodulin binding; actin filament binding
Source: RefSeq, a predicted model, not a curated record
AGCGGGCUUUCUGGCGCGGAGCGGUAGCGGGCGCAGCUAGCGGGUCGGCCGUGGAGCGGAGGUGCAGCUCGGCUUCCCCUGACAUCCCUCCCCUUCGGGCGCCAGCGCCACCCCUCUGCUGGCCGGGCCGACCCCGCCAUACUAUCCCCUGCGGCGCGAGCCCGGGGUGGCUCCGGGCGCCCGCCAGCAGACCCCCAUCAUGGGUAGCCAGAGCUCCAAGGCUCCCCGGGGCUACGUGACCGCCGAGGAGGCAGCAGGCGCUUCCCCUGCGAAGGCCAACUGCCAGGAGAAUGGCCACGUGAAAAGCAAUGGAGACUUAUCCCCCAAGGGUGAAGGGGAGUCGCCCCCCGUGAACGGAACAGAUGAGGCAGCAGGGGCCACUGGCGAUACCAUCGAGCCAGCACCUCCUAGCCAGGGUGCUGAGGCCAAGGGGGAGGUCCCUCCCAAGGAGACCCCCAAGAAGAAGAAGAAAUUCUCUUUCAAGAAGCCUUUCAAAUUGAGCGGCCUGUCCUUCAAGAGAAAUCGGAAGGAGGGUGGGGGUGAUUCUUCUGCCUCCUCACCCACAGAGGAAGAGCAGGAGCAGGGGGAGAUCGGUGCCUGCAGCGACGAGGGCGAGGGCACUGCCCAGGAAGGGAAGGAUGCUGCCACCCCUGAGAGCCAGGAGCCCCAGGCCAAGGGGACAGAGGCUAGUGCGGCCUCAGAAGAAGAGGCAGGGCCCCAGGCUACAGAGCCAUCCACUCCCUCAGGGCCGGAGAGUGGCCCUACACCAGCCAGUGCUGAGCAGAAUGAGUAGCUAGGUGGGGGCAGGUGGGUGAUCUCUAAGCUGCAAAAACUGUGCUGUCCUUGUGAGGUCACUGCCGGGACCUGGUGCCCUGGCUGCCUUCCUGUGCCCAGAAACGAAGGGGCUAUUGCCUCCUCCCAGCCACGUUCCCUUUCCUCCUCUCCCUCCUGUGGAUUCUCCCAUCAGCCAUCUGGUUCUCCUCUUAAGGCCAGUUGAAGAUGGUCCCUUACAGCUUCCCAAGUUAGGUUAGUGAUGUGAAAUGCUCCUGUCCCUGGCCCUACCUCCUUCCCUGUCCCCACCCCUGCAUAAGGCAAUUGUUGGUUUUCUUCCUCAAUUCUUUUUCCAAGUAUGUUUUGUUUA